UUUUUUUUUUUUUCCCUCCCCCCUCCCUCUCCCCCCCCCCCCUUUCGCUUUGAUUUCUCUCUCCUCCCCUCUGCGCGCCCUGCGUGUGUGUUUUUUUCGCCGCCGAUCUUCACCAAGCCCCUUGGCAUGAGUUAAGCACCAGCCAUGGACACCAAACACUUCCUGCCACUGGAUUUCUCCAACCAAGUCAAUUCCACAUCCCUGAACUCUCCCACGAGCCGGGGGCCCAUGGCCACCCCAUCCCUGCACCCAUCCAUCGGGCCAGGCAUAGGUUCCUCACUGGGCUCCCCAGGCCAGCUCCACUCGCCCAUCAGCACCCUGAGCUCGCCCAUCAAUGGCAUGGGACCUCCUUUCUCUGUCAUCAGCUCCCCCAUGGGCCCACACUCGAUGUCUGUCCCCUCCACCCCCAGCCUGGGAUUCGGCACCAGCAGCCCACAGCUCAACUCACCCAUGAACCCUGUCAGCAGCAGCUCAGAAGACAUUAAGCCACCCCUGGGGCUCAAUGGAGUCCUCAAAGUGCCAGCACAUCCCUCAGGAACCAUGGCCUCCUUCACCAAGCACAUAUGUGCCAUCUGCGGGGACAGAUCUUCAGGGAAACAUUACGGGGUUUACAGCUGCGAGGGCUGCAAAGGCUUCUUCAAGCGGACGGUGAGGAAGGACCUGACCUACACCUGCAGGGACAACAAGGACUGCCUGAUCGACAAGCGCCAGCGCAACCGCUGCCAGUACUGCCGCUACCAGAAGUGUCUGGCCAUGGGCAUGAAGCGGGAAGCUGUCCAAGAGGAGAGGCAGCGGGGGAAGGAUCGUAAUGAGAACGAGGUGGAGUCAACAAGUAGUGCUAACGAGGACAUGCCCGUGGAAAAGAUCUUGGAAGCUGAACUUGCAGUGGAACCAAAGACAGAGACAUACAUUGAAGCAAACAUGGGCCUGACGCCGAGCUCGCCCAAUGACCCGGUGACAAACAUUUGCCAGGCAGCAGACAAACAGCUCUUCACCCUGGUGGAAUGGGCCAAGAGGAUCCCUCACUUCUCCGAGCUGCCCUUGGACGACCAAGUCAUCUUGCUCCGAGCAGGGUGGAAUGAGCUCCUCAUUGCCUCCUUCUCCCACCGCUCCAUAGCUGUGAAAGAUGGGAUCCUCUUGGCCACCGGGCUCCACGUCCACCGGAACAGCGCGCACAGUGCCGGCGUCGGGGCCAUCUUUGACAGAGUGCUGACAGAACUCGUGUCCAAAAUGCGAGACAUGCAGAUGGACAAGACAGAGCUGGGCUGCCUGCGAGCCAUUGUUCUCUUCAACCCUGACUCCAAAGGUCUCUCCAACCCAGCUGAAGUGGAGGCAUUACGGGAGAAGGUCUACGCCUCGCUAGAAGCCUACUGCAAACACAAAUACCCCGACCAGCCUGGGAGGUUUGCAAAGCUCUUGCUCAGGCUCCCAGCCCUCCGAUCCAUCGGCCUGAAAUGCCUGGAGCACCUCUUCUUCUUCAAGCUAAUAGGCGACACGCCGAUCGACACCUUCUUGAUGGAAAUGCUGGAGGCACCCCAUCAAAUGACUUAAGAGAACUGCUGCUGGGUCAGUCCCUCACCCAGCCGGGGUCUUUUCGGGACCCUUUCCUCUGCUUUCCUCUGCCCCAGCUCAGCCCUCCCUCCUCUCCCCAGCGCUGGAGGCACCGUCUGAUCCGGGGUGACCCCUUUGCCGUCCUCGCCUCCUCCUCGUCGCCUUCACCCUUGUUUGCUGGCACCUCUGCAUCUCUAGACCUGCUCGCUGGUUCCCUGCACUAGAUGUAGACAAGUGGGAGAGGAGAGAGCUUGACACCCACCACCCUGAGCUCACAUCUCUGCCCUGGACCCCCCCCCCACUGCUCUGUGUUUGGGGGUGAGCAGCUGGCCAGGCUUGGCAUCACCCCCCGGCUGGUGGGGAUUCCCUGGGGACAGGAGCAGGGAUGGGGACAGUUCCAGCCCUUGGGAUAUUGAGGGGGGGGGGUUUGGACAGCUGGAGGGGGGAGUGGUUGAACUGGCCGAAUUGCAGCUGGCUAUUUUCAAGAGGAUGGAGGGUUUGGGGUUUUUUUGUUGGUUUUUUUUCUUUUGUUUUUUGUUUUUUUUUUCAAAAUGAGAAGAGGAAAAAAAAAUAAUUCUAUUUUUGGUUUCUAAGUAUUCUUAGCAGUCUCAGUAGUUACUUCACAGAGGGGGAGGUGGCCCGGCCCAUGCCCUCCAGCUGAGUCACCCGUGGCUGCACAGGGCCUUCUCCUUUCAAUUAAAAGCAGAGGGUUUGGGCUCCAGCUUUAUCUCCCCCACCAAAUGACAAGGCAACCCUGGUCCUGGGGUGCCCUCUUCUCUUCUGGGCAGAGGGUCCUGUGGGUGGCAACACCCAAAAAAUCCCUUCUUGCCACCCUGGAGGGCAGCUGGGCACUGCUGCUCUUCCCAAAGAUGCCUCUGCAUUUCCCAUGGAGCUGCCCACGCAGACAGAACCAGCUGGAGCACUUGCUUUAAGGCUGCCAAGGACUCGGCAUCUCCUUCCCCCAGCUCACAGGGGUCUUCCCAGACCUCUGCCCUCACCCCAGCAUCCCAGUAUUGCCCCACUCCCAGGGCUCCAUCCCACCAGUCCCACUGAGGGGCUGUUGAGUUGGAGCAGCAGGAGCUGAUGUGCCAGCAGUGGCUCCCUCUUGGGUUUUUGACCUUUUGGAGAGGAAUUUCCAGACUGGGGGGAGUGGGCUCAGUGAAAUGCCCCCUCCCUGCCCACCUUCUGCGUACACAGCAGCCCCUGGGCCAGCAGCACCCGAGCCCUUGCCUGGUGCUGGGGUUUUUACUCACCCAGGAGGUUGCUGGUGUUGAUUCAGCAGCUGCUGUGCAAAACACCACAAGGCAGCAAUUAGUGGGAGUGCUGGGCUAGACUGGGAGUGGUGGCUGGUUAUUAGGGGGGUAGCAAGAACAGGGCUCCCCCCUCCUCCCCUGAAUCUGCCCCCUUUGGGCAGAGCUGUGGGGGCCUCUGAGAUGCUGAGAGCAUCAGCAGCACCUUGGCUUUUGCACAGUCCUUUCCUUGAACUUUGGUGUGACAGCAAGGAAACGGACAGGUUUUUGGGGAUUAGGGGCACAGGUUCAGGAAUGUGCCCACACCCCAUGGGAUGGGAUUCCCUGAGGAGUGCCCGGGGAGAGGUCAGCCAGGGAGCAUUUCCCCGUCGCCUUCCCCAGAGGCCCACCAAAAAAAAAAAAAACAAAGAGAGGGGGAAAAAAAUCCAGAGCAAGUGGUGAGGGAUGUCAGGGAGGGGUUUUUCCCCCUCGACAGGAUGGGUUCUGAACACACCAUGGGGCAGGGGUGCUCAGAGCCAAGAACAAGGUGCCUGUGGUCAACCUCGGGCCAAGGGCUUCCCCGCCACUUCUGUGUCUUCUGUGCUUUAAAAUGACAAAGCAUGAGGUCCCCAAGGUAUUUCUUUCUCUUCUUUCUCCCCGUGGGUUUGUAGCUUUUCAAGCAGCUGCUCUGAGGCUGGCAGGGGAUGGAGCAGUGCCUGCCAGCUCCCACCUCUUUUGGAGGGGACGUGACUGUCACCCACUUGUCAGCAUCCCACCCAGCAGCUCCGGUCCCCGGCUCCAUCCCCUGCACUGAACCAGGCCAGCUCAUUGCUAAAGAAAUCCUCAGGAUUUCAGGUCAUAACUUUCCCUUAGGCUGGCCUGAAGUGGCAAAUCCACAGAGGCAGGGAAAGUGUUUUGGCUGUGUUUCUCCAGCAGCCUGCGUGCCGCCGAAAAUAUUAUUAAACAGCUUCACCCUGCAAAGAAUUUGCCAAGAAAACCAGGCAAGAGAAAUGAAAUAUGGAAAGGGUGCCAGUAAACACGAGCAGGCUGUUCCUUGCCAGCAGAAGGCUGGCUCAGCCCCACGGGGGGCUUGCAAGGGGGGGGGUGAGCUCUUAGCCAGCCCCUGUGGAGCUGAGUCCGGAGCCAGAGCAGCCCCUGGCAGCCCCCAGCCCAGCUCCUGCUGGUGGAAAAAAGCCUGGAGAGGGUGAGGGGGCUUUGUGGAAGUGCUGGUGGACAUUGCUCUGGAAUAAACCCCACUGUCCUUUGUUGUUGGGUGGAAGCACUUUUUUCCUGCUGGGUGGCAUGGAGGGGGGGGGGUUGGUGCUGGGUGCUGAGCUGCAGUGGCUUGUGAGGCUCCCAUCUCAUCCCAUUCCCUCCCAGUUAGCAUUUGACCUGAGAAGUUGCCAGGAACAAUGAGGAAUAAACCAACAAACAGCACAGUGCAAAGGGGAAGGGUGUGCAGACCAGGGGCUCUCAGUUUCCUCUCUGUGCCUCAGUUUCCCUGCAUGGUUUCAAAUCAUGCUCCCUGCCUGAGGAGAGUUUUGGGGAGAGGUUGAGUGAUAUCCUGGCCUUUUUCUUUUCAGCAGGUGUCAAGGGAGCCCUCAGAUGGCUCUAACUCACCAGGACUCUGUUGCUUUCAGUAGGACUCUUGUGAUUUUCCCCGGUAGCCACACUGGCAUUUUAGGUUGCCAGUGGGUCCAGAACACGUGUGACCAAUCCCUCCCCCUCAGACAUCACCAUCCCAGCUCUCCCCAUCCAAAGGAAAAGCUUUUGUGCAGCUGAUAACAUCUGUCCCAGCAGCCUUAAUGCAAUGUGCUCCUGUGUGAGUCUCUUUCAUUUAUAUUCUUUUUCAGUUUUGGUUUUUUUUUUUUUUUUUUUUUUUUUUUUGUCCUCAUCCUAAUAAUUAUAAAUACCCCACGUGCUUGUGUGAAGAGGUGAUAGGUGGGUAAAAGGAAAAAAAAAAAGAAAAAAGGCCCAUUAUUCACUAGAGAGGUAGGACGUUCAUUUAACCAGAUCUUCGUAUCAAACUCUGGUUUGAUUAGGGUGAUCUUAAUUAUUAUGAUGAUGAUAACAAUGUUUGUUUGUUUUUAAUUCCUUUUUUGUUUUUUUUUUUUCUUUUUUUGUCGGUGGGACAAUCUUUAAUUUUCUAAAGAUAGCACAAACAUCAGCUUCCCAGCCACCCACCUGCCACCCUGGAUGUUCCUCACUGCCUUUUCUUGCCUCUGCCUGUUUCAGCCAAGCCCUGACCCAACCCCAACCCCAACCCAGCACUCCCACACCUCACCAGGGAGGAUGCUGAAGCUCCCUGAGGAUCCACCAGCACCCAAAUAGCUGGAAUUCCAGGCAAAGGACCUUCACCUCCCCAGCACCCAUGGGUGCAGGGAGCCCACGCUGACCCGGCAGCUUCCCAGCACUUUGGACCCGGUGUCCCCUGCCCGUCCUGGCUGUCCCCUGCCCACAGCCCCUCCCAGGGCUGCUCUCUGGCUGCUCCCCAGGGGUGAGGAGGAUGGUGGGGAUGUGGCUGAGGAGCUGCUGGUGUCCCCAGCAUGACCCCUCUGUGCAUGUGUACACAUGUAUGUACUGUAGAUAUACACACUGUAUAAAUACCCUCAUCACAUAUACAGAUAUUAUAACCGUAGCAAUUACAGACUUUUUGUGGGUUUGUUUUGUUUUGGUUUUUUUUUUAGUUUAAGUCCUUUUUUUUUUUUUUUUUUGGUGUGUUUUUGUGUCUUUUUUUUUUUUUUUUUUUUUUAUCCCCCUUCUCUUUGUUGCUCGGUGUAAGCCAGUACCUUGUAUCCCAAGCCCUUUCUGAAUUGGCAGAUGCCAAAUCUGGAUCUUUAUUCCUCGAGACAAAGGAGAUGCAUCUAUUUUAAGAUGCCUUUUUGUUUUGUUUUUUUUUUUUUUUUCCUUUUUUUUUUUUUUCUUUGGGUCAUUUCGUUUUGUUUUCUUUUUUCUUUUGAGCAGCAGGUGGGGUUGAGUAAAAAUAGCUUUAGCAAUUCCCAAUACUUAGUGAUGGAUGCCUUGGCUAUGGGGAUGCAUAGCUAAAAAAAAAUAAAAAAUAAAAAACGUUAAAAUUUAGAAUGACAAAAAAAAAAAAAAAAAAAGAUAAGGAAAAAUAUCUAAAGCAUCAAUAAAGUUAAAAUCUAUUUUUGUACAAAUGUAAUUUUAUCCCAUACUUAUUCUGGAAUAUUUUCUUUCUGGAUUGUUUUGUUUCUUCUCCAGAGAUUGUUAGAAACUUUCUCUCUUUUUUCUCUCUCUCUUUCUCUCUGUAAGUGUUCUGCCACAGGGACAGGGAUCUGGAGAAGAGGGAGAAGCUUUUGUCCGUGUUUUAAAGGCUUUAUAUGAAAUCUCUUUUGAAAUAAUUUUUUUGAAUGAACUUUUUAUUUUUUUUUUUCCCCCCACUUCCAAAAUCUUUUUUCGGGAAGGGUGGGGUGGGGAGGGGGCUUGGUCUGGGGGUGUCUUUUGUCACGUAUAUCCGGCGUUCCCGCAGGUCUGUUUUACUGUGAAAUCACUACCCUAUAUUAUUAUUCACUUAAAAAAAAAAGGAAAAAAAAAAGAAAAAAAAAAAAAAAGAAAAGAAUCGCUGCUGGAAACGCCAGUAUUUUGAUGAACAAUUGUAUUAGAAUUGUGGGAAAAAAAAAAAAAAAAAA
Messenger RNA from Calypte anna (Anna's hummingbird), 6430 nucleotides. RefSeq names its product retinoid X receptor alpha (gene RXRA). The coding region runs from base 145 to 1551 and encodes 468 amino acids. The transcript is spliced from 10 exons. Gene Ontology annotation, molecular function: nuclear receptor activity; retinoic acid-responsive element binding; zinc ion binding. Gene Ontology annotation, cellular component: nucleus; RNA polymerase II transcription regulator complex. NCBI's taxonomy places the organism in Eukaryota, Metazoa, Chordata, Aves, Apodiformes, Trochilidae. Gene Ontology annotation, biological process: cell differentiation; anatomical structure development; negative regulation of transcription by RNA polymerase II. The record is from RefSeq and is a predicted model, not a curated record.